Messenger RNA from Chara braunii, 5734 nucleotides. The record is from the annotation of a GenBank genome assembly. Lineage: Eukaryota; Viridiplantae; Streptophyta; Charophyceae; Charales; Characeae.
GCAGAAGACGGAAGGAGGGAGGAAGGUAGGCGAUAACGAUUGUGCUUGGAGAGGGUUGGAAUAGGGCUUUCACGGAAGCUGGGCCUUGAGGGAGGCGAGUAAGCGCGAAGAACAGGCUGUUCAUGGCAAGCUCAAGAUUAGCGCCGAUGGCUGCCGCCAUGGCUUCCCGAAAUUUUGACAUGAAGAACGCGUUUAUGCGUCUGGUGGGCAGAAAACCGGAACUCCGGCGAAUGCCGGCUAUCGUUCAGCUUAUAGAAAGAACCGAUCCGGUAGAAGAUGAGGAGCAUGUGUUGGCUCUGGCACAGUUCAUGCUGGUCAAGCCUGGGAUAACGCUUGCUGCUGGAACCUGCUUCCGGCCUAUGCUUCUCCACCUUGUGGAGAGGCAUGUUCAAGCUUUGAAGUGUGGGUCAACAAGUUUGUUUGAGAAGUAUCGGUCACAGGAGAGGAAUGUUAAGGGAGGGCACAGCUCACACAGCCGAAAUACGGACUUUGAAAAUACAUCAGUUGCAUUGAGCUUUUUGCUUUGCUUGUGUCCGCAGCUGCUAGGGACGGUCCUACGGUACUUCUCAUUUGCACCUUCGCCUUUUGAAUGUCUUGUAUCCGGGGGUGUUACAAGUCAUUCUCAUGAAAAGGACGGUGUAUCGCUUCUAGAGAUUGCACGAGCCACAUAUCGGUACAUGAAGUUCAAACCAGCUGCAUUUCGCGACCUUUGGAACUGGAGUCCCUUCUUCGAUCUCCUUCUCUGGCACAGUCCCACCCAUGGAGGUGGCCACCGUAUGAGCCCUGACGAUGCAACAGAUAUGGAUGAAGGUGGUGGAGGACCGUCCGAUGUCCGAUGGUGUGCUGCCCGCACAAUCGGGCUGCUUUUUCAUAUUGGUGAUUCUGGCCUGAGGAAACUAUUUUGUUCUUCGGGAGACUUAUCUCAGGGCGAAGAGCUGCAAUGUGCGAUGCGAUGGGAGUCGAUUGAAAAGGAAAUUGCUGUCGAGAGAGCAGCCAUGUUCCUUUAUCCCUUUCAGAGUUUACAGGCCGAAGAUUCUUCAACUACUCAGAGCAUCGUAGGAUGUGAAGGCGUGAUAUCUGCAGGGUUGGCUCGUCAUGGGAAGAGGAAAUGCAUUGGCAAAGGCGCUUUUGUUAAUAUCUGCGGAAUCGACCUUCCAGCUAAGGAUGCUGGUGCCAGUCAGGCAAGUCCAGAGGCUCUGAAGGGAAGGACAUUGGUGCUGACUAAGACAACUGUAAAGAAUUUGGAGGCUCUGGUGCUUGGGCUGUGUCAGCGACGACCGAUUCUCUUGGAAGGCCCUCCAGGUGUAGGGAAGUCUGUGUUGAUUGAUGAGGUGGCACGAAUCACCGGAAAUCAUGAUAUCAUCAAGGUCCAUCUCGAUGAUCAGAUGGAUAGCAAAACCCUUUUAGGGAGUUAUGUCUGCACGGAAGUCCCAGGAGAGUUCAAGUGGCAAGCAGGUGCACUUACUCAGGCUGUCUCUAAAGGCAUCUGGAUUGUCUUUGAAAAUAUUGACAUGGCACCAUUUGAGAUUCUGUCCGCGUUGAUCCCUCUCCUCGAAGAUAGGAAGCUCUACAUCCCUGGAAGGGGCGAGGUCAUUGAAGCUGCACACAAUUUCCAGAUUCUGGCAUCCGUCACACGGUCAGGGCAUGGCACAAUGUCGGAGUCUGGAGCACGUUCAAAGGAAAUCCUGGACAAUCUGUGGAUGAAAGUCACCAUUGAUGAGGUUCCAGGUGAAGAGCUGGCAGCUGUGCUCCAAGCUCUUUUUCGAAUACCACGGCCUGUGGUGUUGAAGAUGAUAGGGACAUUUGAUAUGAUGAGAAAAGUGUCUGGGAAGAGUGCGGUGCUGGCACUGGGCUCAACAGAGGCUGCAUUUCACAUUAGUCGACAGUUCUCAACAAGGGAUCUUGUGAAGUGGUGUCAACGAGCAGCUGACCUUGCAGAGGGAGCGUUUUCUGGCCCAAGCCUACCUCCGCAUGUGCGAGAGCAUUUUUUUCUGGAGUGCGUAAAUUGCUUUGUGGAUAUGAUUCCAAAGAUCAAUGAGAGAGCGUGUUUCAUGAAGGCAAUUGCUGAGGAGUGGGGCGUGGCUGCAGAUCGGGUCGACUACUACCUUAACAUGCACAAGCCAGCAGUUCAGGCUGUUGCAAACUCUCUUCAUGUUGGGAGAGGCCACAUUCAAGCCAGAGAUAGUAAGAGACGCGUGAAGAGUGCAGCACAGUUGGUUUCAUCUGCACGUUUUGCCCGAACUGGACAUGUUAUGAGACUCAUGGAGAAGAUUGUGAGGUGUAUAGAGCACAGCGAACCUGUUCUUCUUGUCGGAGAGACUGGGACUGGCAAGACAGCAGUGGUGCAAUAUCUUGCACGGCAGUUGGACAUGCCACUUACAGUUCUGAACAUGAGUCAACAAUCUGACAGCGCAGAUUUCCUUGGGGGGUUCAAGCCUGUGGAAACACGUGCCAUAUGCCUCCCUCUCUUCGAUGUCUUCAGUCGGAUUUUCCGCUCUACAUUUCCAACUCAGCAAAAUAGGGAAUUCCUAUCAAGGGUGCAGAAGUUGGCAGAAAAACGCAAGUGGGCUCAGCUGCUGCAGGCUUUCAGGAUGGCCGUCGGAAGGGUCUCAAAACUUUUUGGAAGACCCUUAACCUUGGAAUUUGACGAGGACGAGUCUGUGGAAAGAAGCCCCAAGAGGAAACGACCUCUGGAUGAUAAGGUCCUGGAGGAGUGGCGGGCAUUUGCGGCUGAUCUUGCAAAGGCAGAGCGACAGGUUGAGGCUGCACAAAGUGCAUUCGCAUUUGCAUUUGUCGAAGGAGCACUUGUAAAGGCGUUGCGACUUGGCCACUGGUUACUUCUGGAUGAGGUCAAUCUUGCUCCAGCAGAGACACUGGAGAGGCUGAGUGGGGUGCUUGAAGCAACAGAUGUCGGAAAGCGUGACCUUCCUGCCCCUUUGAAGAAUCGCUUCACAGAGCUCUAUGUGGAUGAGCUGACAAACAGGGAAGAUCUGAGAACUGUCGUCUUGCAGUAUCUCGAGGGACAGGUUCCGAAGCCACCUGUGGAUGAUGUUGUCAACUUUUACCUUACGGCUCGGCAGGAAGCUGAGGGACGACUGCUUGACAGUGCCAACCAGAGACCAGAGUACAGUCUGAGGACACUCUGCCGUGCUUUGGAAUAUGUCUGUGCUGCUCUUCCAGUCUAUGGAUUCCAGAGGGCACUCUAUGAUGGCUUCUGCAUGUCGUUUCUCACUCUGCUUGAGCGUCAAAGUGCACCAGUUAUGGAGCGCCUAAUUUUUCAGUUUCUUCUCAGGAGCCCAACCAAACCAUCUGAUUCCGUGAUGAAAUCACUGCUUCGCCCUCCUCAGCAGCCCAGCCCAAACCAUAUCCUGUUCGAGCAGUUCUGGGUCGAAGGUGGGGCCGCUGAACCAUCAGCACAGUCUUUGGAAUCAGCAAAUCGCUAUGUUCUAACGAAGAGUGUGCGAGAACAUCUGAAGAAUCUUGCCAGGGCAGUUCUUGUCCGGAAGUAUCCAAUUCUUCUACAGGGCCCCACCUCAAGUGGGAAAACCAGCUUGGUAGAGUACCUUGCAACAAAGACAGGCCAUCGUUUUGUGCGCAUCAACAACCAUGAGCACACAGACAUUCAGGAAUACCUUGGGAGUUAUGUCACAGAUUCAUCCGGCAAGUUGGUUUUUCAGGAAGGUGUUUUGGUGGAAGCAGUUCGGAAAGGUUACUGGAUUGUCCUGGAUGAGCUGAACCUGGCUCCAUCGGAUGUGCUCGAGGCACUCAACCGCCUCUUGGAUGACAAUCGGGAGCUGUUUGUGCCUGAGCUUCAGAUGACCAUAAAACCUCACCCUCACUUCAUGUUGUUUGCAACACAAAACCCACCAGGGAUCUAUGGAGGUCGAAAGGUCCUUUCCCGCGCUUUCCGUAAUCGGUUUAUGGAGUUGCAUAUUGAUGACAUUCCAGACGAAGAGCUUGUUGUCAUAUUGGAGAAGCGUUGUCUGAUUCCUCCAAGCUACGCAGCCAAAAUGGUGGAAGUAAUGAAGGAUCUUCAGAGGCAUCGGCAGAGUAGCCAAGUGUUUGCAGGCAAACAUGGGUUCAUCACUCCCAGGGAUCUCUUCCGAUGGGCGGAAAGGCAUGCAAAUGGUUACCGGCCAGUUAGGGACAGAGAGAGAAUCCGGUUGAGGUUUGUGGCAGCUGUAUCCGAGGUCCAAGGCAAACACUUGCCAAGUUUGAGUGAAGUUGAGUUGAACAGUGAGAUCCAGGAGGGAGCAUCAGUCGUAGCUGCCAUCCAGACAGUAAUAUCUGACAUGCGUGCAAAGCAAGAAAGGAGGGAGGGUCCCUGGGCAGAAAAGGCUCGUAAGAAGGUCACUGGGUCGCAAACACUCAAAGCUGCAGAAGAAGAAUUGGAAGCUCUGGAGGCAGUUGCUGCUGAGCUUCAGUCUUUGCACGCCGAGUGGCAGGCAUUGUUUACCUGGCAUGAUGGCCCUCUGGUGCGUGCAAUGAGGAAUGGUGAUAUGAUUCUCAUUGAUGAGAUUUCACUAGCAGAAGACAGUGUUCUUGAACGGCUCAACAGCUUGCUUGAACCAAAGAGGCUUUUGGUCCUUGCCGAGAGAGGUGGGCAGGUGGUUGAGGAGAUUGUGGCGCAUCCAAAUUUCAGGCUAAUGGCAACUAUGAACCCUGGUGGAGAUUUCGGAAAGAAGGAGCUUUCACCUGCUCUCCGGAAUCGUUUCACAGAGGUCUGGGUUCCUGCAAUUGCUGAUGUGGAGGACCUUCGGAGCAUCGUCAUUGACAGGUUUGGGAGCGAGAACCUAUACAUACUAGCCGAGCCUCUGUUGGACUUCUGGCAGUGGUUCCAUCAUUUGCAGGGAGGCGGGAAAGCACUUUCUGUGCGAGAUAUUCUUGCGUGGGUGACGUACAUAAAUGUUGCAGCCCUGACAAUUGGCAGAGCAGCAGCAUAUGUUCAUGGGGCGUGCUUGGUUCUCCUUGAUGGAAUCGGUUUAGGGAUGGGAGUGUCAGAGGAAGUUGCCCAACAGCUGCGUAAAGAAUGCUAUGUCUAUCUCCUUCGUCGACUUCCAGAGGAAAUUCGCAAUGAAAUGGAUCCAUCCUGUGUUCCUUCAACAGAGACAGGAUUGUUCUCGUCAUCUGGAGUCACUAACGAUGAUGCAAUGGAAGUCCAGCAUGAUGAUGCAUUGGAAGCUUCGUGUUCGACUGUGACCGGUGUUGGAAAAUGUCCAGAGGGAAUGUUUGGCAUUGCCCCUUUUUAUAUUGGCAGAGGUGCACACUCGACCCAAGGUGCCCGCUUUGAACUUGGAGCACCAACAACAAGCAGAAAUGCGCUCCGUGUGCUUCGUGCAAUGCAGCUCCGUAAGCCUGUUCUGCUAGAAGGAAGUCCUGGUGUUGGGAAGACCAGCCUCAUCUCUGCCAUUGCAACUGCCUCGGGCCAUCGUCUUGUGCGAAUUAACUUGUCAGAGCAAACUGACAUGAUGGAUUUACUUGGCUCUGAUCUGCCGUCUGAAGGGGGUCAAGGUGGACAGUUUCAAUGGUCAGAUGGUGUCUUUCUUCAGGCUCUCAAAGCUGGUGACUGGGUGCUGCUAGACGAGCUGAAUCUCGCAUCUCAGUCAAUACUCGAGGGUUUAAAUGCUUGCCUGGAUCAUCGUGCUGAAGUCUUCAUCCCGGAACUGAAUCAGACAUUUAAGUAGGAAUACACCUUUGUCAUAACAUGUAUUAUACACCUUGUAUGUGCAGGUUU